AAUACCAUUCUCUGAAAAUAGCACGCCACUAAGAGCUCACCCGUUGCGUGCUUGACAGGUGAGUCUUACGGUUGGCUUGGCAUAAUUACCAAGCACUUGUCUGUGAUUGGUCUGGCCGGGAACCUGUGCUCGGCAGUGUCGCGCCUCCAUGACAUAGCGAAACUUUGGGUGACAAACAACGAUGGCUUGUCCACCUCAACCGCACUACCACGCAUCCUAUCCAUACUCGACGCAGUCGUAGAAACCGGCUAAGCCCACCUCUACAAUAUGUCGCUUCCACGCACAACCCGCGCACUGGCGCGCUCCUCGGCAUUCACAUCGUCACGAUUCGCCGCAUCAUCCUUCGCUCCCCGCACGUGUCCCCAAUGCUCGCGAGCGUUUGCUUCAUCAACCUCGCACCGGCAGUCGUCUAAGCGACAGAUGCAGACUGCGACAGCCUACCAACCUUCGACACUACAGCCUCCACCGCCCCCACCACGAAACUUUGGUGUUCCGGACACUUCGAUAGCCGGUGGCGCAUCCGAGGUAAAAUCCUGGACGCCGUCAGGGUUUGUACCACAGCAGCGAAGCCAGGUACCGCAGCAAGAGCAGCCAAACGUUAGUUUGCCGGAGGGCGAGGCGCAGAAGACAACGGUAGCGCCGAUCAAGUCUGCGCGGCCAAGGAGAUACAACUUUGGGCCCAGAAAGGCGACAAUCAAAAUCUCACAGUCGGCUGUCGAACAUCUGCGCGAUCUGCUCGACCAGCCAGAGCCAAAGCUCAUUCGAAUCGGAACAAAGGCUAAGGGUUGCUCCGGACUUGCGUACCACCUGGAGUACACUGAUAAGCCGUCGAUGCUGGAUGAAGUUGUUGAGCAGGACGGCGUCAAGGUUCUGAUUGACAACAAGGCUUUGUUGAACAUCAUUGGGAGCGAAAUGGACUGGCUGGAUGAUAAGCUGAAUCAACGCUUCAUAUUCAAGAACCCUAACAUAACUGAGGAGUGUGGUUGUGGCGAGUCUUUUAGUGUAUCAUGAUACCCCUUUCAUUGUCUUAUGUAUAGUAUUCAGCAUUGGGUGGUAUGGCACGGCUUUGCAUAUGGCGUUCAAAUUGGUAGAAUAUGGUCUACUUUACGGUUGCAUUAGACAGUACAUAUGCAUAUCA
Messenger RNA from Boeremia exigua, 1138 nucleotides. RefSeq lists its product as uncharacterized. The record is from RefSeq and is a predicted model, not a curated record. The transcript has 2 exons. Gene Ontology annotation, biological process: iron-sulfur cluster assembly. Gene Ontology annotation, cellular component: mitochondrion; cytoplasm. The coding region runs from base 268 to 1011 and encodes 247 amino acids. Lineage: Eukaryota; Fungi; Ascomycota; Dothideomycetes; Pleosporales; Didymellaceae. Gene Ontology annotation, molecular function: 2 iron, 2 sulfur cluster binding.